AAGAAGAGCUACACAAACCAGGGGCUUUGGUCCAAUAAAGUAUGUACUACUAACCUGUACAUCCACUGAAACAUGGCUCUGGUUCCCUACACCGGCAGCUCGGUCCCGGGUCUGUCCAGGCUGCACGGUUCUACAGCGCGGCUCCGCUUCGCGGGCCGGGACCUGAGCCUGCAGCAGGACUGGGAGAAGAGCGGGGUGGCGGCGGUGGUGUGGGACGCGGCAGUUGUCCUGUGCAUGUAUCUGGAGCUGGGGAAAGUGGAGUUGGAGGGGAAGCGGGUGAUUGAGCUGGGAGCUGGGACUGGACUGGCGGGCAUCGUCGCUGUGCUGCUGGGAGCCCACGUGACCAUCACGGACAGAGAACCAGCGCUGGAGCUGCUCUCGGCCAACGUGAGGACCAACCUGCCCCAGCACCUCCACGAGUCGGUGGUGGUGUCCGAGCUGACCUGGGGGGAGCGGCUGGACCGCUACCCGUCCGGAGGCUUCCACCUGGUCCUGGGAGCCGACAUCGUCUACCUGGAGGACACGUUCCCGGCUCUGCUGCGGACGCUCGGCCACCUGAGCUCCGACUCCACCGUGGUCCUGCUGGCCUGCAGGAUCCGCUACGAGCGGGACACGGACUUUCUGAGCAUGCUCAGGCAGCAGUUCAGCGUAGAGGAGGUUUACUACGAGGAGCAAAGGGACAUCCAUGUUUACAAGGCAUGCAAACUUCCACCUCACAGGGAUUUAUGACAAACACCACCCCCUUUCUAAAUAAAAUGUUUCAAAA
Messenger RNA from Cololabis saira (Pacific saury), 766 nucleotides. RefSeq names its product methyltransferase 21A, HSPA lysine (gene mettl21a). Gene Ontology annotation, cellular component: cytosol; cytoplasm. The record is from RefSeq and is a predicted model, not a curated record. The coding region runs from base 73 to 729 and encodes 218 amino acids. Lineage: Eukaryota; Metazoa; Chordata; Actinopteri; Beloniformes; Belonidae. Gene Ontology annotation, molecular function: protein-lysine N-methyltransferase activity. Gene Ontology annotation, biological process: peptidyl-lysine methylation. The transcript has 3 exons.